ACGAAAAAAAGUGCUGUUAACACGGAAGUCGACAAUUUACAGGAAGCCAGCGUAAGCUGCCUUUUGUUUUGAUUUGUCUUUGUUUUUCUGUACCAAAUCGAUGGUUAUUUUCCAUCGCUGUCGGUGGCUAUAUUAGUUAAGAGGCAAUAGUUUAUAUCAUUUGUUUCGAUGAAGUUUGUUUUUUAUGACAGUUGAUGACAGUUGGCAUUAGCGGUAAGCUAGCUUCAAACGGUAACAACAAAGCUAGCAGGCCCGAAGGCCAUCUGUCCAUUGUCUGUCCGUCAGGCAGAUACUUUUCCUGUUUCUAUCAAGGAGACAAUUUUAAGGUCAAACGUCGUUUGGAAACAUUAUAUGCCAGAGUGACAAAAGAACCAAGACCGCUGUCAUCCGCUCAUCGUCCAGGUAACGUUAGCUGUACCGGCUCUUACUGUGGCCAGUCAGUUGGCUGACCUUACUAACGGAUCGUUUAGUGCAGUAGCGUAUACUGACAACAAAGGGAAACCAACACAACAGACGAUAAGGAGAUUGGAUGACCAUGUAUGCCCCGCCGGGUUCUACUGUCCCUGGAGGUAGGAGGAGGAGAGGGGGUACCUCCCUGCCCAAACAGCCGGAGCGGAGCCUGGUGUCGGCCCUGCCUGGAGCUCUGUCCAUCACAGCGCUGUGCACGGCUCUGGCGGAACCGGCCUGGCUCCGGGUUCAUGGAGGCACCUGUCCGAGACAAGAGCUGGGGGUGGCAGAUGUCCUGGGGUACAUUGACCCCAAGCUUCUGGACGAUUACUGCGUGAACCCACAGACCAUCCUGCUGCUGAGGGUGAUCGCUGCUUUCUGUUUCCUGGGCAUCCUGUGCAGCCUGACUGCUUUCCUCUUGGAUGUGUUUGGCCCCAAGCAUCCAGCACUAAAGAUCACACGCAGAUAUGCAUUUGCACAUAUUCUCACAGUGUUGCAGUGUGCCACAGUCAUAGGCUUCUGCUACUGGGCCUCAGAGCUCAUCUUGUCACUGCAGCAGCAGCACAAAAAGUACCAUGGCUCCCUCAUAUACGUCACUUUCGCCAUCAGCUUCUACCUGGUGGCAGGAGCCGGCGGAGCCUCUAUCCUCGCCACGGCUGCAAACCUCCUGCGCCAUUAUCCCACCGAGGAGGAGGAGCAGGCUUUGGAGCUGCUCUCAGAGAUGGAGGACAGCAGUGAAACUUUUCCUGCUGAUUAUGACAUUGCCAAUCAGUUUCAGCCACCGCCUGCCUACACGCCCUAAUGCCGCCAGACUGGCCUUGUUAACACAUGCUUCUCUCUCAGCACGGCUAUUGGCUUGAUGAGCAGACCCCACUCUUUAUCAAAUGGAUAUCUUCGCAAAUACUCUCCAUAAUGAACACGGUGUGCACAGUUAGUGCACAAACCUUUACUGACAGUGCUUGGGUGCAUGAAAGCUUUCUUAAGUGGUGGCCGAAAUUUAGGAGAUGAUUCUUACUUUCCCCACUGAAGUUGUUAGUGGUCUGCAUGUAAAUGGCUUUUAGGAUUUGGUUCUUACAUGUGAAGCAAACUAAACUGCAAGGAGGGCUCAACAUGGCUCAUCACAAGUAAUUGAUGAGACAGCCACAGCCUGAUCAGUGCCAAUUAUUGAAGCUUGGCUGUCGGCACAUUGUCAGCGGUUGCAUUGCUCUUGGUUGGACGUGGAUGAAGCUUUGUUCAGCAUCAUUUCGAUGUCAUUUUUGAUAAGCUUGCCAUGUGUAUGAUUUUGUUUUACCCAUGCAUCAAAAAUGGAGGCAUACACUGAGAAGUCUGUUUUAGACAUUUCUUUUAUAUAAAAUAUCGAAUGGACCUUAUUUAUUGUUUGGCUGUCUGUGCCGUGUCUUUCUUUCUUUUGCUUUGUAGACAUCUAUCACUGGUUUAGUCUUAUUAAUCACAUUUGUACUUGAAAUAACAAGAAAAUUUAAAAAUGUGAGACUGGUCUUUGUGGUGUUUUAAAAGGAUCAUGGCAUGUGUUGUGUGUUGAGAGCUAGCAGCCACGGACAAAUUGAGAAACACGUCUGUACGUUUCACAAUAACUGACUCUUAGUAACAGGAACCUCGCCGCAACAGCUGGUCGUGUCAUGUUUCUCGUAUUUGAUUUAAAAAAGAAACCUUGUUUAUACUUUGUGAUUUCCACAUGUGACAGUUUGAGAUUGUGUUUUCUAUGCAUGAGUUCUUUCGUGCGCAAAUUUUAAGCCGUCAGGCAGAAUCUUACGGGAACGACUCACAUAAGGUUCCACCUGAGGCUUAAAAUUGUGAUUGAUGUGGUGACUCUAGUUGAUUGUGUAUUGUUCUGUUACUCCAUUUCUGCAUUUUGUUCCUUCAAUUGUCGCUAUACUUUCCCCUCCAGUAUGUAAAUAUUGAUUGUUUAUACAGAAAAAAAGUGGUCAUAAUAAAAUAAAUGCCAUAUUUGGCCUCUUGUUUGUCAUCUGUAACUUGA
Messenger RNA from Chelmon rostratus (copperband butterflyfish), 2443 nucleotides. RefSeq names its product transmembrane protein 127 (gene tmem127). Gene Ontology annotation, biological process: negative regulation of TOR signaling; negative regulation of cell population proliferation. Gene Ontology annotation, cellular component: membrane. The coding region runs from base 530 to 1249 and encodes 239 amino acids. The transcript has 3 exons. NCBI's taxonomy places the organism in Eukaryota, Metazoa, Chordata, Actinopteri, Chaetodontiformes, Chaetodontidae. The record is from RefSeq and is a predicted model, not a curated record.